Messenger RNA from Prorocentrum cordatum, 4509 nucleotides. NCBI's taxonomy places the organism in Eukaryota, Dinophyceae, Prorocentrales, Prorocentraceae. The record is from the annotation of a GenBank genome assembly.
AUGUCGACGACUGUGCUGCAUGAUCAAUGUGGCAUGUAUUCCGACUCGGACAACCUCGCGAUCCUCGCGGCGUGGGCAGGCUGGUUCGACCGGCCGUUUUUGCUACAACAGGAUAGUAAUAUCCAGCGGCGCCGCGCAGACGGCGUCACGGCGGGCCGCGUGGGCAGGCAAUUUCUGGGGGCAGAGGCUGUUCGACCUCUCCCAGAGCUGCUCGACCGACGCCUCCGCAAAAACUUUCAGCGGACGGCGACCGAGAUGUUCGCCCCUCGUGGCACGGCGGCUCUUGAACCCAGGCUGCGGCGCAAACUGAACAGCUCGGACGAUUCGGAGCUCGUGCUGCACGGCGUCCGGCUGGCGGCCAUGCGCCCGGCGCUGCAGCAGGCCUGCCGGGAAGUCGUCAAAGGAGACCGGCGCGCGCGCAGCGUCUACGACGCGGCGCAGGCGCGGUGGCAGUGGCCAUUCGCACUGGCCGCGGCGACGCGGCUGCGCUUAAGCUGGUUCUUCUUUGGAUGCUCGAAGGGGUUCAUUAUGCUUUCUUGGGAGUGGGUCAGCGCCGCUCUCGGCCACGUGGGCCUCCCAGCGCUGCUCUUGCCAGGCGUUCAGCGGCUCGUGCACGCGCGCCGCGCUUUUCUGACGCGGUCGGGCGACGUGCUCCCACUUGUGAGCUUCUUCGCUGGGUACUCGCAAGGUCGGGUACGCGAGGUGGGUCCGCCGAGAUUUGCGUCACUGGAUCAACACGCCGCGGCUGUAGAAUCGGGGCUCAUCUCGUUGGACAGGGUCUUGUGGACGUGCGUACCCGUCGAAGUUCUUGGAGCGAUGCCUCGCGUAUUUGAGUGUGCUGAGGCAGCCGCCAGAGCGCUCGCGAGUGCCGUCGCGGCAGCCUGCGCGCGUCUCAGACGCGCGCAGGCUCUGCCGCGCUGGGAGAAGGCGAUUUGGCUCGUCAAGGCGAGCCCCAGCGACGAACACGACCUGGGAGUUCGCGGUAAGGGGUGCGCCUUCGCGGGUGUGAUCUCGAGGUCUAGGCGCGCGGGAUUGGAUCAACGCGCAGGGGUCGGCGAGGGCGCCCCGCAGCGGGGCUCAGAGGGCAGGGCGUUGAGGGAACCGCACGGGAUGUCCGACCAGUACGACAGAGUGUUGUUAAGGCUUAGCAGUGCUGAGGACGACAAACUGGAUCCCAUCCUGGAGAAGCUGCUGCCCUUGGUGUUCGAUGAGCUCUUGACGCAAACAGAUGCCGCGCUGCGGACGAAGAUCGUAGGCGUCCUGAACCAUGUCCUGACGCGGGUGAAGGGUAAUCAGAAGAUCAAGCUGCCCGUGCUCGGCAUCGCGGAGCGGUGGUUCGCACCCAGGCUGGCCACGUCGCCAAACGCGCCCUUCUUCCGCAACCUGUCGAUCAUCUUCCUGGACUUGGGCGUGCCCCGCCUCGCGGCGGUGGAGCAGAUUGACCUCGCCCUGUUCGUGAUGGAGAAUUUCGCCAGGCUGGCCGCAGGCCAAGACCGACCUGUGCUCUUCCUUGCGGCGACCUUUGGCUUAUCGCAGAUUGCGGUAGAAGGUCUUCGAAAAGACCAGGUGCCGCGCUGUCUCGCGCUGCUUUGUGGUAAACCAGCCGAUGACCCUGGGCUCGUGGGUUUUUUCAGUGCUGCUUCGGAGUUCCUCCUGAUCCCCAGCUCGGCGCCCCAGGCCCCUGCCGUGGCCGGCAUGUCGUCGAGCUGCUGGGUGCAUUGGAAGGCGCGGCUGAAAACGAAAGCGGCUGCGGACAUGAUCGCGCUCAAGAUGUCAAUCCUCAGGUGGCUUGGAUCCCUGGGCGCGUCCGCGCCAGCGUCGUUGGUGUACUUGCCCUCACUCAUGGCCACGUGCGAGAACUACGAGGCCGUGAGCAACGCGGCAGACAGCAACUGCAAGCGCCUCGACCCGGAGCUGGACCUGUCCGCGGACACGGCGCUCCUGGGGCGCUUGGUGUGUUCCGCGCUCACGAGCUCUCCUCCAGGGCUGGAGGACGCGGCCGGCCCGUUCGCCGUGGAGACCAAGUCGUCCGUGCCCGCGAAGCUCCGGAUCCGGGUGGCCAGCCUGCUGCAGCGGUCCCAGGGAAUCGGGGGCCAAGAGCUCUUCAGGCACGUGGUCCACCUGGUACGGCAGGGCCUUCGCGACCACGAGACGGUGCAGAUCGCCGUGCAGCAGCUGGCGCUUGUGCUCGCCGAGAAGAUCGAACCCGAGCUAUUGGUGCCGACUGCCGCAGACGUUCUGCACGAAGUGGAGGCCGUCUUCUUCCCCGACGGCGGCCAGGUGCUGGUGAACCCCGCCUCCUCGCUUUCCUUCCGCGUCUACGGCAGCUUCGCCCGCCACCUCUCUGAGCAGCCCAGCCAGGAGGGCCGGGCCUUGGCGUUGCGAGGCGCCCCACGGAUGCUCGCGCUGCUGGCCAUGAACGACUCCGCGGCGCAAGACAUCCUGGAGGCGCUCAGUGGACUGGUCUCCUGCAUGGUCGGCGCCAUCGAGGAGGAGUACCGCCAGUUCGUCCCCCUGCUCGACCGCCUGGUGACCACCCCGAAGGCGGUCGUGCGCCGCGAGGUGCUGAGGUGGUCGACCACGCUGUUCCCCGCGUCCGCUCCGGAGGGCCGGUACUACGCCCUACGGCUGUUCAACGACCUGGACCCGGACAUCUCCAGGUCGGCUGAGACCGCCCUCGCGGGCGGCGGGCGGGAGGUGCCGCGCUUCGACACCAUGUGCAGCUUCCUGGCCGCUCGCGCGGUCGACGCGCCGGAGGGCGGCUGCGCGGACCGGCUGCAGGUGCAUUGCGCCAAGCUGGCAGAGGUCUCUCCCGAGCUGCCGCCCUUGGCGUCCAACUUCACGUUGCGGGACGUGGCGCGCGCCGUUGCCUUUGUGCUGAGGCUCGCGGACGCCGAGGGCAUCGCCUGCGCAGGCGGCGCCAUCGGACCGGACCCGCCGCAAGCGAAGAGGCCGAGACUAGCAGACGGCGCGAAGCUGGCGGAGGCCCCGGAGGGGGCGCGGAGAGGGGCCACCCAGGCAGGGAGGCGUAGCUCUGCACAGCUCCCGCGCGCAGCGGCAGCCGGGAUGUCCCUCGCGCCCAUGCAUCCGGGGCUGUUUCGGCAGCGGCUGCUCGAGCUCGCCUCGGAGUACGAGGGAUUGCACGCGGAGGUGCCGGCGGCGCCGGCCGAUCCGACCGAGGGCGGGGUGGCGGCCAGCCUGGGCGAGGGCGAAAGAGCCGGGUCUGGCAGUGGGAGCACGAUGCCGCCAGCUCAGGCCGUGCCGCCGCCGACGACGUGGCCUUCAAUGAUAUCGGAUCUCAGCGACAACAGCCAUUAUAUCGGCGGGGACACCUUGGCCCAGCCUAACAGUGGGACAGUGGCGCGGCAUCGAAUCCCCCUUUUCCCGAUGAAGCUUUCGCGGAGGGAUAGUGCAAACACGCAGAGGUCGGAGAGGACAUCGGUCGCAAUAUCGGAAGCUCCCUCAGAAGACGGACGAACCAGAGCCCCAAACCAAACCCAAUCCACAUCCCAGCUCUCCAUCUUCAGCAAGCAUGUCCGCAGUCAGUUCGCGAAGAUGAACAGUCAGUCUUCAGCCGAGUCUGCCACCGCAUCUCAGACAGCAGAGAUGAAGUUUAACGAUAUGGUCAGAAAGUCGAUGACUUUCACUGACGGGUUGAGAACCUCAAGCAGGUCGCUACAGCAGUCUGAGAAACGGCCUUUCGCCUCAUUUGUAAAGAGUCGCUGCUUCGCCGUGGCAUCCGCGUUGUUGAUCAUCAUGAGCACACUCCUGAUUGGUAUUGAAACCCAGGUUCUGUCUGCCCUAUCCCACCAAGGUUCAGACUCGGACCACCUGCUAAAUGUCCUAUCGGCCGCGAACUACAUUCUCACUUUUAUGUUCACGGUGGAAGUGGUCUUGCGAAUACACGUUUUAGGGGUCAUGCACCCUAGAGACAGGAUGUGGAAUUGUUUCGACAUUAUCAUCCUUUCCCUAGCGCUUGUGGAGGUUGCCUUGGAUAUAUUCGUGCACACGCUCGCAGGCAACGAACGAAACCCCUUCGAUCAUGGUGGAAUGGCGAAGAUGCUGCGCCUAUUUCGCCUUACUCGGCUUCUUCGCAUCGUCCGAACAUUUCGCCAAUUGAAGCCUCUGCGGGUGCUUGUGCACUCCAUUGUCUCUGCUGGCAAGUCUGUUUUUUGGGCGCUGAUGCUGCUCAUCAUGAUCGUGUUCGCCUUCGGAGUCAUCUUGACGCAGGCUGUGACACAGCAUACUAAAGGUGGCACUCGAGUCGAUGAUGAGGACCUGCUACUUUUCUACGGGGACCUUUUCCGGUCAAUGCUGAGUCUUUGGAUGGCCGUGUCUGGGGGCAUCAAUUGGCAUGAGCUCACCGCGCCGUUGGUGGAGACUGGAGAUGCCACGUGGAUGAUGCUCUUUCUUGUCUACAUUACCUUCGUGUAUUUCUUCAUCGAAGGGCAGCGGAUUCUGUCAGAACGCAAUCGAGGGGGCCCAAACGGAUUUGGACCUCACCAUUGA